Messenger RNA from Menidia menidia (Atlantic silverside), 2043 nucleotides. The record is from the annotation of a GenBank genome assembly. Lineage: Eukaryota; Metazoa; Chordata; Actinopteri; Atheriniformes; Atherinopsidae.
AUGACCAACUGCCUGAGUGUCGGGGACGGUCAAGGCUCCCGGCUGAGGGACGGGCGGGCCUCCGUGUGGACCAUGAACCGAUACACCAUGCUCAAGCAGCUGGGGGACGGCACGUACGGCAGCGUGCUGCUGGCCAAGAGCAACGAGACCGGCGAGCUGGUGGCCAUUAAGAGGAUGAAAAAGAAGUUUUAUUCCUGGGACGAAUGCUUAAAUCUGCGAGAAGUGAAGUCCCUGAAGAAGCUAAACCAUGCUAAUGUGGUGAAACUGAAAGAAGUGAUCAGGGAACAUGACCACCUCUACUUUGUAUUUGAGUACAUGAGAGAAAACCUCUACCAGCUCAUGAGAGAAAGGGAAGAUAAGAUGUUUUCUGAAAAUGAGAUAAGGAACAUUCUGUUCCAGGUUUUAUCUGGUUUAGCAUUUGUGCACAGGCAUGGAUAUUUCCAUCGUGAUAUGAAACCCGAGAACUUGCUCUGCAUGGGCCCGGAGCUGGUCAAGAUUGCAGAUUUUGGACUAGCGAGGGAAAUACGCUCACAGCCGCCUUACACAGAUUAUGUGUCCACGAGAUGGUACAGAGCCCCAGAGGUUCUGCUCAAGUCCACCUCUUACAGCUCCCCCAUCGACAUCUGGGCCGUGGGCUGCAUCAUGGCGGAGCUGUACACGCUCAGGCCCCUGUUUCCUGGCAACAGCGAGGUGGACGAGAUCUUUAAGAUCUGCCAGGUGCUAGGAACGCUGAAGAAGAUCGACUGGCCCGAAGGCUUCGGCUUGGCCGCCUCCAUGAACUUCCGCUUCCCCAAGUGCGCUCCCGCCAGCCUCAGAUCCCUGAUUCCCAACGCCAGCAACGAGGCCAUCACGCUGAUGAGAGGCAUGCUCCAGUGGGACCCUGAGAAAAGACCCAGUGCUGCUCAGGCGUUGAAGCAUCCCUACUUUCGUGUUGGCCACACACUCGGUGCACCUCUGAAGCUCUCAGAGCAGCACAGGCCUCCAGAAAAGGAGCCCGAGUCGGCGACGGGGCCGAAGCCGAAGCCUCUGUCCCUCUGCAGGACGGACCCAGAGCGGCCGGAGCUCGGCAAAAGCCAAACGCAGAGCUGCAGCCAGUCAGUUCAUCAGCCCCUCCAGCAGAUCCUGCUGCCUCAGGAGGACACGCGCACCCUGACAGAGGGCCAGAAGGAGCCGAUCAGCCUGGUGAAGAUCAGGGCGUCUGGGAGCUCCCAAGGAGUCAGCAUCUCUCAGCGAGGAGCCCCCACCGGAGCAGAGAACAGCGGGUCAGGGGCUCGGACGGCACGCCGUCGUUGGGUUCAGGCCUUGUACAGGUCGGUCAGCCGGGACGACGGGGAUGAUACAGACAACGGAGUCUCCAUAUCCAAAAAACCCACAAUGACAUCCUUGAAGAACCGGACUCUGGAUAAGCACAGCCCUCAAUCCUCAGAACCAAAGAACAGCAGCGGAAUGAACAGAGCUGAGUCUGCCAUCCUGUCUGCUAAGCAGCACUAUCUCCGACAGUCCAGAUACAUUCCUGGUGUGCAACCAAAAAGCUCCUCUCUGAGGAGCAAAGAUCUGAUGGGUGGCUGGAGUUCAACCAGAGGACGAGGUUUGGGCUUUCCUCUAGCUCAAGACGUCAGUCUUCAGAAAAUAACAGAUAAGCAGCCACUUAAAGAAAAGGCGCCUGUGGACCUCAGUCUUUCCAAAGACUCUCUCCAGAGCAGCAUAGAGAGUUUCCUGCUACCCCUCCAGAAGGUCAAAACAGGAGCAGGCAGACAAAGGAUCAUCCUGGCCCCCAUCAGAGGCCCCUCAGCCGUGGAUCUUUCAUCUUUUACUGAUCCGAGAUCUGAGGCUAAAAUCAAAACAUCCAAAAGCAAGACCUCCCUAAAACAGCUGACACCCUCAAAUGAAGACCUCGAAGGAUGGACGAGCAGAUCUCUGAAUCCUCACAUCUCUGGAGCGGGCACCAGCUCCGUAGCGAGGUCAACCGUCACCAGGAACACGAGCGUCCAGCCUCUGCACGGACGAGUGGACUGGAGCGCCAAAUACGGAGGCCACCGGUAG